AUGUCCUACGGCGGUUCUUACGGUGGUGGAGGCGGUUAUGGCGGCGGCGGCGGCGGCUACGGCGGCAGCUCCGGCGGCUAUGGCGGUGGAGGCUACGGCGGCGGCGGCGGUGGAUACGGUGGAGGCGGCGGCGGCGACCGGAUGAGCAACCUCGGUGGCACGCUCCGCAACCAGGACUGGUCCUCCAUGAAGCUCACGCCGUUCGAGAAAAACUUUUAUGUCGAGGACAAGGCUGUUACUCAGCGGUCUGAGCGCGAGAUUGAGGAUUUCCGGAAGGAGAAGGAGAUCCGGGUGCAAGGACGUAACGUUCCUCGGCCCGUUCGUACAUUCGAGGAGGCGGGUUUCCCGGAAUAUAUCAUGACUUCGAUUCGCGCGGCUGGCUUCAAGGAGCCGUCUCCCAUUCAGGCUCAGUCGUGGCCUAUGGCUCUUUCUGGACGCGACGUCGUCGCUAUCGCCCAGACCGGUUCCGGAAAGACCAUCUCGUUCGCUCUCCCGGCUAUGUUGCACAUCAACGCGCAACCGCUCUUGACGCCCGGCGAUGGGCCCAUUGCCCUGAUCCUGGCACCGACACGUGAGCUGGCCGUCCAGAUCCAGCAGGAAUGCACGAAGUUCGGCUCCAACUCGCGUAUUCGCAACACGGCUAUCUACGGUGGUGCACCGAAGGGGCCGCAAAUCCGUGACUUGCAGCGUGGGGUGGAGAUCGUUAUCGCCACGCCCGGCCGUCUCAUCGACAUGCUUGAGACCCAAAAGACGAACCUUCGUCGCGUUACCUACCUCGUGCUUGACGAGGCUGACCGCAUGCUUGACAUGGGUUUCGAGCCGCAAAUCCGCAAGAUCAUUGGCCAGAUUCGUCCCGAUCGCCAGACGCUCAUGUUCAGUGCAACAUGGCCGAAGGACGUCCAGCGCCUCGCCUCUGACUUCUUGCAGGACAUGAUUCAGUGCAACAUCGGUUCCAUGGAGCUCACCGCCAACCACAACAUCAAGCAGAUCGUCGACGUCGUUAGCGAUUUCGAGAAGCGCAACAAGCUUAUCAAGCACCUUGAGCAGAUCAGCGCAGAGAACGCCAAGGUCCUUAUCUUCGUCGCGACCAAGCGUACGGCGGACGACAUCACCAAGUACCUUCGUCAAGAUGGCUGGCCAGCACUCGCUAUCCACGGUGACAAGGAGCAGCGUGAACGUGACUGGGUUCUCGGCGAGUUCAAGGCCGGACGCUCACCCAUUCUUAUCGCAACUGACGUUGCCUCGCGUGGUCUCGACGUCAAGGAUGUAGGCUAUGUCAUCAACUACGACUUCCCCAACAACUGCGAGGACUACAUUCACCGUAUCGGUCGUACUGGCCGUGCGGGUAUGAAGGGUACAUCCUUCACUUACUUCACCACCGACAAUGCCAAGUCUGCACGCGAGCUCUUGGCUAUCUUGCGCGAAGCCAAGGCCGACAUUCCCCCUCAGCUCGAGGAGAUGGCCUCGUACGGUGGCGGCGGCGGAGGGCGCAGUCGCUACGGUGGUGGCGGUGGCGGUGGUCGUCGCGGUGGAGGUGGCGGCGGUGGAGGCUACGGUGGUGGUGGAUACGGUGGCGGAGGAGGAGGCUACGGCGGCGGAGGCGACUCCGGCUAUGGUGGUCGUGGAGGAGGCGGUCGCUGGUAG
Messenger RNA from Peniophora sp. CBMAI 1063, 1644 nucleotides. Lineage: Eukaryota; Fungi; Basidiomycota; Agaricomycetes; Russulales; Peniophoraceae. The record is from the annotation of a GenBank genome assembly.